This is a messenger RNA of Prunus armeniaca (apricot), 366 nucleotides long. NCBI's taxonomy places the organism in Eukaryota, Viridiplantae, Streptophyta, Magnoliopsida, Rosales, Rosaceae. The record is from the annotation of a GenBank genome assembly.
AUGGGGGUGGUCACGGCAUUCGGCAUGGCCAAGGAAGGGGAGCCUUCCUACGAGCAGUUCUCGUACCUGUACGGCAUCACCAAGUCAAAGAGUGCCGAUCAUGGGGGUUGGGUACAGGCCAACUGUCUCCAGGCUUCCGAGCAAGGCCAUUUUGUGAGCAUCGUGCCGACUUCCCAGAAGUCUAGGAGGAAUCGGCGGGUGCUUCUAUCUGGUGAUUGGGAAUCGUCAUUGGUACAGCCUAUUCGAUUCCACAUCCCAACCACCUUCCAAAUAGCCGGCAAACUGAAGCAUCCGAGCCCUACGCAGUCUGAGAUUCAGCAGAUUGACAGAGUGAGGUUGAAGGUUCCCGCCGUUGAGAGGAUAUAA